Amborella trichopoda is the source of this 989-nucleotide messenger RNA. RefSeq lists its product as uncharacterized. The record is from RefSeq and is a predicted model, not a curated record. NCBI's taxonomy places the organism in Eukaryota, Viridiplantae, Streptophyta, Magnoliopsida, Amborellales, Amborellaceae. Gene Ontology annotation, cellular component: small-subunit processome.
AUGUUGAUGUUAAUUGAAUCUUUGCACUGCCUCCUCUCUUUGGAACAUAUAUAUUCCCUAAUAUUCGGUUUUAUCUGCAAUCCUCCUGGGGCUCCCUUAGCACUGCCUCCUCUCUUUGGCUGGCUCUACAAGCCUAUUUUUGAGCUUCCCUGUUUGGAGAGCUUUCUGAGAUGGGGAGAUCCAAGAAAACUCCCAAAUUUGCUGUUAGGAAGAAUAUCAUUAGUUCGAAGACAAUUAAGAAGGUACAGGGAAGAGGUUCUCAACCCGAACAAAAAGGAUCUUACAAAAGAAAAGCUUCCACCAAAUGUACCAUAUGUUUCAUCAGCCCUUUUCUUCAAGUACAACACGGCACUUGGGCCACCGUACAGAGUCUUGGUUGAUACUAACUUCAUCAAUUUUUCUAUUCAAAACAAGCUGGAUUUGGAGAAAAGAAUGAUGGAUUGCUUGUAUGCAAAAUGCACCCCUUGUAUUACGGAUUGUGUCAUGGCUGAGCUUGAGAAGUUGGGACAGAAGUAUCGUGUGGCUCUGAGGAUUGCAAAAGAUCCACGGUUCGAAAGACUGCCUUGCACCCAUAAGGGAACCUAUGCCGAUGACUGUAUUGUCGAACGAGUAACUUGGCACAAGUGUUACAUUGUAGCUACAUGUGAUCGGGACUUGAAACGAAGAAUUCGCAAGAUUCCUGGUGUGCCCAUCAUGUAUAUCACCCAACAUAAAUAUUCAAUUGAGCGUCUUCCGGAAGCAACCAUAGGUGGAGCACCGAGGAUAUGAAUCCGAUAACCUAGCGGCUUGAGUUCUUCAUCCCCUCUGUCGCAAAUCAAAAGGUUCUGAAGUCGAUGAAUAUUUAUUGUGUUUGUGAUUUACGAUUUCUUCUACUUCAGAACAAGAAUUUUGAAUUGGUAGAUGUGGUUUACUUUUUGAAAGCGUUGUAAUCAAAGCCCGCAUUGCUUCGUGCACUAAAUUUUUUUUUAGUCGAUUGUUCUCUUUGCACA